AUGAACAACAACAACCAGAACAACCAGCAGGGGAACCGGCUGCAGCUCAACUUUGGCUUCGGUGGCCAGAGCGGCGACCGCAACAACCAAUAUCAGCAGGAGGCCGGCCGAGCAUUCCCGACGACGCCCUCGACCUUCCCCCAACCUGUAUACCCAAACCAGGCGGGUCAGCAAGAGGUCUGGGGCGCCCAACAGCAGGGCAAUGGCUACGCCGGCGGCGGCGGUUACUUUGUAAACCCCUACCAACAGGCCCAGUACCAGGGCCAGCAGGGCAGUCUACAGGCACCGGGCAGUCAGCGCUUCGAUCAGAGUGCCAAUGGCCUGGCUCAGCAGCUGUCACACCAACACCUGAGCGGCGGUCGCUCUGGUAGCCCGUAUGGCCGCCAAGGCUCUCCGAACCCUCAGCGUCCUCGUACCGCCGACAACAGGUAUGGCUACGGAAACUCCAGCGGCAGCUUGGGGCCACGACAGCCGUCCAUGUACGAUGACGAAGCCCCGCAAAGGAACCCGACAAAGUACUCUGAGAACGUCGAGAAGCAGGCCAUGGUCUCCAAGAGCCUCAUCAACACCUUCUUCAAGGACAGUGUGCAGCGGGCACGCGACCGGAACCAAAGAGCGCUUGAACUCGAGGCCCUGAUGAAGGAGCCGUCCAUCUCGGACAACCGCAAAAUCAGCAAGGAAAACAGCAUGCGCCGCGCCGAAGUCGAAUACCUGCGAUUCUUGCGAACCAAGGAAAAGCCUGAGAACUUCUCCACACUUAAGAUUAUCGGAAAGGGUGCCUUUGGAGAGGUCAAGCUCGUGCAGCGGCGCAACGACGGCAAGAUCUAUGCGCUCAAGUCGCUGGUCAAGCAAGAGAUGUUCAAAAAGGACCAACUUGCACACGUCCGGUCAGAACGUGACAUCUUGGCCGAGUCUGACAGCCCAUGGGUCGUCAAGCUGCACACGACUUUCCAGGAUAACACUUUCUUGUACAUGCUUAUGGAGUUCUUACCAGGUGGUGACUUGAUGACUAUGCUCAUCAAGUACGAAAUCUUUACCGAGGACAUUACGCGCUUCUACAUGGCUGAAAUCACACUUGCGAUAGAGGCCGUCCACAAGCUUGGCUUUAUACACCGUGAUAUCAAGCCCGACAACAUCCUUCUCGACCGUGGCGGCCACAUCAAGUUGACUGAUUUUGGUCUAUCGACGGGUUUCCACAAGGAGCACGACGCUGGAUACUACAAGAAGCUGCUUGCUGGCGGCGCACACAAGUCCAACCGCGAUAACCGACAAUCAAUGAACUUGGACCAGAUCCAACUGACUGUCAGCAACCGUACCCAAAUCAACACAUGGCGUAAGUCUCGUCGACAACUGGCCUACUCAACAGUCGGUACACCCGAUUACAUUGCGCCCGAAAUCUUUAGUGGUCAGGGCUACGACUACAGCUGUGAUUGGUGGUCGGUGGGUACCAUCAUGUUCGAAUGCCUUAUCGGCUGGCCGCCAUUCUGCGCCGAAGAGCCACACGACACUUACCGUAAGAUUGUCGACUGGCCGCGCAACCUCCACUUCCCUCCAGACCAGCAACUCGGUGCCGAAGCCGAGGACUUUGUGCGACGACUCAUCUGUGACGCCGAACACCGUCUCGGUCGCAUCGGUGGCGCCAGCGAAAUCAAACAACACCCCUUCUUCCGCGGGGUGUCGUGGGAUGGCCUCCGCCGCAUCCGAGCUCCCUUUGAACCCAAACUACAGUCCAACGUUGACACGCAGUACUUUCCCAUUGACGAGAUCGACCAGAAUGAUACAUCUGCUGCUCACAGGGCGCAGGCUGCUCAGGCCAACGAGGACGAAUACGCGGCCAGCUUGCCGUUUAUCGGUUAUACGUACAAGCGCUUCGACGCUUUCAGGGGCUCGUAA
Molecule: messenger RNA, 1893 nt
Organism: Pyrenophora tritici-repentis Pt-1C-BFP
Lineage: Eukaryota; Fungi; Ascomycota; Dothideomycetes; Pleosporales; Pleosporaceae
Product: SPS1, Serine-threonine protein kinase
Biological process (GO): peptidyl-serine phosphorylation; intracellular signal transduction
Molecular function (GO): ATP binding; protein serine/threonine kinase activity
Source: RefSeq, a predicted model, not a curated record